Nomia melanderi (Alkali bee) is the source of this 2258-nucleotide messenger RNA. RefSeq names its product major facilitator superfamily transporter 18 (gene MFS18). Gene Ontology annotation, biological process: transmembrane transport; ATP transport. The record is from RefSeq and is a predicted model, not a curated record. Gene Ontology annotation, cellular component: nucleus. Gene Ontology annotation, molecular function: DNA binding; transmembrane transporter activity. Lineage: Eukaryota; Metazoa; Arthropoda; Insecta; Hymenoptera; Halictidae.
CAUAAGGGAAAGUCACUAUGAAACUCGCAAGCUCUUCCAGUUCAACACCCUUGAGUUAGAUUGUUGGUACCACUGAUAUAAAUUACCAGUAAAUAUAAUUGAAUAUAAUUUCAUGUUAUUAACUAUAAAUGAUUUGUGAAGUUUCCGAAGGAUGCAAUUUUCUUAUACUUUGCGCGUAAAAAAAAUGAAAAUUAAUAGUAAAUUGAUAAGAGUAAAAGAAUUCAAAUAAGUUCGAGAAAUGUGUUAUUAAAUUAUAUGUAUAAAUUAUUUGAAGGGAAUCGUAUUGUGAAUUGUGUUUACGGAUGUCAUGAUGCUUAAACGUUCUUCCGGAAAAUCAUUAAUAAAUAUACACAUGAUAUUGAUGUAUUAUAAAUAUUUUGUAAAAGUCAACAAUGAACUGUACAGACUAUAGAUUUGUACUAACGCAUUUACUCUGCCAAAUUUGGAGGUUAUAAUAUGUAUACAAUAGAUAUGUAUAAUGUAAUUUUUUAUCGAUGAAUAUAAAUCAACAACGUUGGAGGUAUAUAUAAAAAACUUAUGUACCUUAAACAUAUGGAAGAAACCAUAAUUUUUUACAUAAAAGAACAACUUUGUAAGAAAUGCAAAUGCAAAUACCUUUAGAUUCAAUCCAAAAUGAAAGAACCAAUUCAUCUUGGUCAAGGAAGGAAAAACGUAAAUGGUUUUUAUCUUUACUAUGUGGUACUUGUCUUAUAUAUGCUACAAGAACAUCUGUUCCUUUGUUGAUACCAAUAAUAAGCAAAAAGAAACAAUGGUCCAAACCAGACUCUGGAGUAAUAUUAUCUAGUUUCUUUUGGGGUUAUACAUUAACGCAAGUUGCUAGCGGUUACAUUAGUGAUAAAAUAGGAGGACAAAAGGUAUUAUUGAUCUCUGCUGUUGGAUGGUCCACAACUACAUAUUUUAUGCCAGAAAUUAUUGAACUUUUUUCAAAUAGUGAUACAUCUGUAUUAUUAGUAGCUACAGUAAGAACGAUAAAUGGAGCAUUCCAAGGAAUGCACUUUCCUAGUAUGAUUAGUUUAAUAAGUCAACGAUUACAUGAAGCAGAAAGAGCCUCAUUCUUUAGUUUAUUAACAUCAGGAUCUGCCCUUGGUACAUUGCUCACAGGAUCUCUGGGUUCUUACCUAUUGGAAAAUUAUAACUGGACAACAGUCUUUCAAACUUUAGGUGGUUUGAGUCUGACAUGGACAUUAUUAUUAAGUUAUCAUACUUUACCAUUUAAAGAAAGGACAUCUUCUACUAAGAUAACUACUAACUAUGCUUUGCCAUGGUUGAAGCUUUUACGAAAACCUCCAUUCUGGUCAUGUGUAAUAGGUCAUGCUUGCCAAAAUAAUUGUUUUUUUGUAUUAUUAUCAUGGAUGCCAACAUAUUUUCAUGAUACAUUUCCUGAAGUGAAGAGCUGGGUUGUAAAUAUGGUACCAUGGUUGUCCAUGUUACCUUGUACAUUUUUGGGUAAAGCCCUUUCUGAAAAAAUAUUAAAAGCAGGAUAUUCUGUCACUGUAACACGUAAAACAAUUGAAACAAUAUGUUUUGUUACGGAAAUAAUAAGUCUUCUAUUUCUAGGUAUGUGUACAAUUGUAUUACAAACAAACUUUAUCAGUAAAAUUAAAUGUAACAUUAUUUUAGCAAAAGUGGAAACCUUUCAAAGUGCAAUAAUUUGCCUUGCAUUUAUAAUUGGUGGAUCAGGCUUUCACAAUAAUGCAAUUGCUGUAAACCCUUCAGAUCUUGCACCAAAACAUUCUGGAAGUGUAUUUGGAUUAAUGAAUACUGUUGGUGCAAUCCCUGGAUUCUUGGGAGUAUACUUUGCAGGACAUAUUUUACAUGUAACACACAGCUGGCCUGUUGUCUUUAUAUUUAUUGCUAUAAUUGAUGCAUUAGGAUGUGUAAUAUAUUUAUUAUUUGGAUCUGGUCAAGCAAUUAUAUAAAAAUAUGAUCUGUUACCUCCGUUUUUCUAGUAAAAACUUUUAGUCUAAAAUUAAUCAUAUAGGUUAUAAACAAUUUUAAAUUAAAUAAAACAUUAAAAGUUAUAAUAUUUCGUAACACCAUAUCAAAAUAAGGUAUUUUUUAAAAAUAAUCAAUGAUAUACUUUUAUAUUUUUAAUAAUAAUUGAAACUAUUUUUAAUUUUCGUACUUCAUUUAUACUUGUUUGUUCAUUUAUUUCUAAUCAUAAGAAUUACAAACAUAUAAUUAACAAGGAACAUCGUUUAUUUAAUGUAGAUUUAAAAUAAGUUUAAUUUAACGGU